Gambusia affinis (western mosquitofish) is the source of this 3874-nucleotide messenger RNA. RefSeq names its product carbohydrate sulfotransferase 6-like. Gene Ontology annotation, molecular function: N-acetylglucosamine 6-O-sulfotransferase activity. Gene Ontology annotation, cellular component: Golgi membrane. The record is from RefSeq and is a predicted model, not a curated record. NCBI's taxonomy places the organism in Eukaryota, Metazoa, Chordata, Actinopteri, Cyprinodontiformes, Poeciliidae. The transcript has 2 exons. Gene Ontology annotation, biological process: N-acetylglucosamine metabolic process; carbohydrate metabolic process; sulfur compound metabolic process. The coding region runs from base 410 to 1609 and encodes 399 amino acids.
CCUGGAAGCUGGGUUUUUACGUUGCUUAGCAACGUCGAGUCCACCAGAAGUUAGCUUUCAAAGCUGCUGGCGGUUGUCGGCUUUCUUAGCUGCGUGUUGUACCCCGGUUUGGGGACAGCUAUCCCUGCCUCAGGGAUCCGCCUGUUUCUCCCACCCACCAGCCUCCGCCCAGCCCACUGCCCAUCCAGUUCAGCACGGCAGAGCAACCGGACACGUCUCAGAAAGCUCCUCUCUUUACCCAAGAGGGCCGCGGGAGUUAUUUGUCCGUCCAUCUGGCGGUCUGCUGUAGCGGAGAGCGGCAGGGAGUACCGCGGGGUUCAGGGACGCGGUGGACCGAGCGACGACUCCCCGCUGGAAGACGGCGAAACGACGAAAAAACACUUAAAGAAGCUAAACGUGACCUCCAGUCAUGAGUCCCCGCUGCAGAGUGAACUUCAACACUAUGAUUUUCCUGGUCGUCCUGCAGGGGGCAGCAGUUGUGCUCUUCUGCAACUGGUACUAUCAGCUGAGCCCCUGCGACUCCCCUCCCCGAAAAGGCAAAGUUCAUGUUUUGCUGCUGUCGUCGUGGCGAUCAGGUUCAUCCUUCCUGGGUCAGGUUUUCAGUCAGCACCCGUCUGUUUUCUACCUCAUGGAGCCCGGGUGGCAUGUUUGGACCAAAAUAAAGAAACCUGGUGCACGAGUUCUCCGAAUGGCUGUGAGGGAUGUAAUGCGGAGCUUGUACCAGUGUGACUUCUCAGUGAUGGAUUCGUACAUGCCUGAGAACUACAAUAUGUCCACCUUGUUUAUGUUUCACCACAGUCGGGCACUGUGCUCACCUCCUGCAUGCUCCCUCACACCGCGCAGUGACAUGAGCAAUGAGACUCUUUGCCAUAAGAAAUGUGAUUCUCAAGGUUUGGAGAAGGUGGAGGAGGCCUGCCACACUUACAGCCAUGUGGUACUGAAAGAAACUCGUUUUUUUGAGCUGGAGUCCCUUUAUCCCCUUUUUCAAGACCCAAACCUGGACCUCCGUAUCGUUCACCUCGUUCGAGACCCGCGGGCCGUGAUACGGUCGAGAGAGGAAUCGGCCAAAUCUUUUGACGUGGACAACGCCAUCGUCUUGGAGCAAAGAAACGUACCAGCAGCCAGUAUCCAGUACGAAGUGAUGCAAGAGAUCUGCAGAAGCCACGUACGCAUCAAUGAAAGAGCAAUCUUGAAGCCACCUCCAUUUCUGAAAGGGCGCUACAAAAUGAUUCGGUAUGAAGACGUGGCACGCAACCCGCUGAAAGAGAUUAAUGAUAUUUAUGACUUUGUCGGUUUAGAGAUGACCAAUCAAAUGGAGGAAUGGAUCUACAAGGUGACCCAUGGAAAAGGGAAAGGCAGCAAGAAAGAGGCUUUCCAGAUCACCUCUAGGAAUGCCAAUGAGGUGUCGCAGGCGUGGCGCAACGUGCUGCAACACAGCAAGGUCAAACGCAUUCAGGAUCUGUGCAAAGGGGCCAUGUCGCUGCUUGGCUACCGCACAGUUGACAGCGAAAAAGAGCAGAAGAGACUCGACAUAGAUCUGCUGGUUCCACGUGAGCCUUACGAGUUCAGCUGGGUUUCAGCUAAAUCUCAGCGCACAGGGAGCAGCUAGGAUGGUCUCCCUGUUGCUGUUAAAGCAAGGCUUUGUGAGACACAGACGCCUCAAACUGCCUGUUUUCAAGAUUUGAAGAGAAAUUACAGCUAUUUUGCGUGACAUUAUAGCAUGUGAAAGUGGGGUAGAAGAUUCAGCAGAGAGCUCAACAGAAUUUACUGACAUGCAGCCUUGUUCCUAAAAGCCUCUAUGAUAGAUGGCUAGCUAUACAGGGUUUACAUUCCAUUGCAUUUCACAGGACGUCACUCACAAACAACCUUAAGAAUUACAAUUGAGCUUGAAGACAAACUAAUGGCACUUGUUCUCAGUGCUUUCCAUUUCUUUCUAACCUUUGUAUUUAUAUAUUAUUUAAAUGAUCAUGUAAACCUUAGCAAAAUGGGCUACAUACACCCUAUGCUAAAUAGCAUACAGAGUUUAUCUUAUUAUUCUUGGGCCCGGCGAUUCCUGGAGUCUCUCUACUGCUUUGGGGGAGAAACUUAACAGGAUUUAUGGAAACUUGAUUCUUACAAUAACCAGGGGUUUCACCAGAUAAAUCUGACUUACCUAAAUUUGUAUACAUUGGAAUGGUAUGCGCUCAUCCAGUCUCACAUGUAAUUUAGUGUAAAUCAAUGUGUUCUUUGACCAGUCCUGAGCAGGAACACAUUUAUGAGGGCACGUGUAUAUUGUCUGAGAACGCCAAGCUUCUUAUGGCUUUUUAUUCCUGAGAAACUUGAACAGAGCACAGCUCAUUGUAGUGUACUGAUUUGGAGACGAGAAGAUGAGAUCGUUUUAGGACAAACUUUGACUUUUUCUUUUUUAUAAAGGAAUCAAAAAUAUUUUUCCUCAAAGAUGGGAUCAACAUAAGAAAAGCAACUCAGUUUUAGAAACUUUGGGUUGCAGUAAUAAAUGUGUACAAGUGCCUGAUUUAUUUCUUUUUCUGUGAAUUUAAAAAGAACAGACAGCCCCAUGGACCUUACCAGAGGGGCCGCUUUUCAUUGGCUGAUGUCCAUUCUACGUGGUCACGUGGGUGACCGUCUCACAAACACACGCUUCCCGUUAGCCAAGUACAGCAUAAUGGCAGUACUGAUACAACUUCUACACCUUGAAGCCUGUCUGCUACACGGUCUUACGUUAACUAAACAGAUCAAUAUGCAAUGUGUACUGUAUCUGACAUACACUAAAGAUUUUAUUUUAGCAGAAAAGGCUUUGGACUAAACUGUUACUCGUGUUAGCCACUCUAGCACCAAGUAUCGUGUAUCAGGCUAGCCACACUCCAACAUUUGCCAACAAACCACAGGAACCACCCACUGAUUUCAAAAGUAGCCUACAAAAGGAGGAAUGCCCGACUUACCCAGCCUUAAAAGAACAACAGGCAUCAGUGAUCUUGUCCACAGCUAUAUUGAUGUAAAGGGUGUGUGGAUCUCUCGUUUUCCUCAUCGAAUGAAAGCAUUUUGGUGUGACGUGCACAAUGUUGGAGGCAUCACGUGGCUCAAACACCGUGAUCUCCUCCAAAAAAGAUGACAUGAACUUGUUAGUUCCUCUGUCCAUUGUAGUAGCUGGUAUAUUGUGAAAAUCCGGUAGAAAUGAUGCACUAAUCGAGUCAGAAAUACACUGCAGAGAAUCAGUCGAAGUGGAAGACGCCAUGUUGACAUAGAAAAAGCGUGCCGCAAGGCUUUGUUUGCCAGACUUGCGGCCACCUGAGAUUUUCUAGGUCGGUUGUGGGCGGAGCUUGGUAAGGUCCAUUUUGAUGUCACUUAAUUUUACUCUACUGUGAUUCACAUGUUUAGCUUUUAUAAGAACUCCUGAUUUUUCUGACCCCUGUUUUUUUAUUUUUAUUUAUUUGUGUUUUGAAUAAUAGUUUCUGUUGCAUCUACUUUUUUCCAUCAUUUUAGUUUCAUGGUUCUUUGUAGCUACAAAUGUUUUGACUCCAAUUUUUUCUCAUAGGAAACAAAUUAAUUAUAUUAAUUUAUAAUUGCUUUAUAAAUUAAUGUUUUUGAGACACUAACUCCUAGGUUUCUGAUCGGUUUGUUGAAGCUGUUUAAUGGUCAUACUGAGUGAUUAUAUGUCAAUUUCUUGUUUUUUUGCCUCCUUUGAGAUUUGUGCAGUUUCAUUUCUUAAUAUUUUGUCAGCUUUUCUUUCAUCUUGAUGAAUUUCUUAAAUUAAAAUGUUUCCAGUGCCUUCUCUGACCCAGGGGCUCCUCCGUCUGGUACCGAUACAACAUGCAUGUUGUUGGGAAAUAUUUAUGGAAUUAGUGCCUUAAUGUAUGUUGAUUAAAAUCUACUAAAA